UGCGCCGCCGCCCACAGCGCGCUCAGUCACGAGAGGCCCGACAAGUACCGCGAGCAGAACGUGCGCGGACGCCAGGCGCUCAGCAGGCGGCUCGAGCCGUACAAGGACGCCAUCUACGCGGAGCUACACAGCUCGGACGUGCUGUCGAGCGUGCUGGAGCUGGUGCGGCUGCUGCUGCCGGCGCUGUCAGCCAGCAGCCGGCGCACCUCGCCCAUCGGGGCUCACCAGCGCGUGGCUGACGCGCUCGCCCAGCUGCACACCGUCGAGAAGACGUUCGACACCACCGACACGCUGAUGGUGCCGACGCUGGGCUCGCAAGAGGGCGCGUUCGACAACGUGCGCAUGACGUUCGCCGGCGAGCAGGGCCAGACGAUCCGGCAGCUGGUGUCGGCCCACAUGAUCCGGCGCGUCUCCAUGUGCUGCCUGAGCAGCCCGCACGGCAAGCGGCAGCACCUUGCCGUGUCGCACGAGAAGGGCAAGCUGGCCGUGCUGCAGCUGUCGGCGCUGCUGAAGCAGGGCGACGCCGCCAAGCGGAAGCUGACGCUGACCCGCCUGGCGUCGGCGCCCGUGCCCUUCACCGUGCUCAGCAUCUCCAGCAACCCGUGUAACGAGGACGUGCUGGCCGUCUGCGGUCUCAAGGACUGCCACGUACUGACGUUCAGCUCUUCGGGCGCCGUGUCGGACCACCUGGUGCUGCAGCCGCAGCUGGAGACGGGCAACUUCAUCAUCAGCGCCCGCUGGCUGCCCGGCUCGCAGACGGCGCUGGCCAUCAUCACGGCCGACUUCGUCAAGCUGUACGACCUCGGCAAGGACGUGCUCAGCCCGCACCACUUCUUCCUGUUGCCCAGCGGCAAGAUCCGGGACGCUUGCGUGGCCAACAUGCAGGACGGCUCCCGACACGUCAUCAUCAUGUCAUCCACCGGACUGAUCUACACGGUCGAGAUCAACGAGGAGAGCUCGGCCCAGCACGGCCCCUUCUACGUCACCAACAUCCUGGACCUGUCGCACCCCGAGGUCAAGUGGUCCAACGGCCAGAUCUGCGGCGGAGGGGUGGCCAUCUACUACUCGCACGUGCUGCAGCUGCUCUUCUUCAGCUACACGCAGGGCAAGAGCUUCCUGGCGCCUCUGACCAGUAUUGGGACGGAGCUGGACAACCUGACGCAGAUCCAGCUGAAGCCGUCGGGCUCGGGCAAGCCCAACUCGCAGCCGCUGUGCCAGUGGCGCAGGGGCAACAAUCCGGUGAUCCUGAUGGUGAAGCCGGACUCGGUCUCGGUGCAGGAGAUCCGCAUCGUGCCGUCCAAGUCGAAGAUCACCGACAUGGUGGUCAUCCGCCACCCGACGGCCGGCAGCGACCGGCGCACCACGCUCAUCGUGCUCUGCGAGGACGGCAGCCUGCGCAUCUACAUGGCCUCGCCAGAGCGGACCGGCUUCUGGCUGUCGUCCUCGCUGAACCCGACGAGUGUGAUGGCCUCGCUGCGGCCGCCGCGCAAGAAGAAGGCGCCCAAGCCAAGCCGCGCUGCCGGCGCCGUCCAAUUCCCGCCCGACUUCUUCGAGGGCUGCCAGCCCAUGAACGACGUCGAGUACGGCGGCGACGACGUGCUGCAGGUGUACAACACGCAGCAGGUUAAGCAGCGGCUCUCCAUGACAGGCAUGUACAUCGCGUCCACCAAGCCGUCCGGCUUCAGCCUGGAGGUGACCAACGGCGACUCGGCGAUGGUGAUCUGCGGCGUGCAGAUCAUGGUCGGCUCGCAGGACCCGCAGCGCAGCCCCAGCUACGUCGAGCUGCUGGGCCGCAGCGUGCCGCUGCACUGCACGCGCGCGCGCUGGUUCGACGUGCCGCUCACGCGCGAGGAGUCGCUGCAGGCCGACCGCCGGCUGGUCAUCACGUUCGGCCCGUCCCCGGACCCGUCCGGCGUCACCAUGGUGGACUCGCUGAAAAUCUACGGCAAGACGAAGGAGAGCUUCGACUGGCCGGAGGACAGCGACGAGUACAUGUCAUCGCCGUCCGCGUCGGGCACGAACCUGACGCCGGGCAGCGAGCAGGAGGGCAGCGCCGCCGCCGUGCUGCCGCUCACGGCGCUCGACAAACUGGUGACCAGCGCCCUGGAGACGAUGGAGGGGUGCGUGGUGGCGGCGCCCGAGUCGGACCCGCAGCGGGCCGCGGCGCUCGAGCUGUGCACGGCGCUGGUGCAGUUGGAGGCGCCGCCGGUCGGCCAGGUGCUGACGCAGGUGGACGCGCUGCUGGCCGCCCUGCAUACCUCCCGCCAGGCCUACUACAGCCACAAGGACCAUUCGAAGCUGAAUCACGUGUGGAAGAUGCUGCGCAAGAUGGACGCCAACGCCGAGUCGCGUAACCUGGACUCGGAGCUCUUCCACCACCUGGUGGUGACCUCUCGCAACAUCGCCAUCUGCCGACCGGCCAACCUGGUGAAAUACACGGUCGUGAAGGGAGAGGGCGACGACAAACCGGACAGCGGCGGCGCCGACUUCGUGUCGCUGCUGAUGGCGCUGUUCUGGCGGCUGCACGACGCCCAGCCGGAGAACGCUCUCACGGCGCCCGUCUGUCUGCCCGGCCUGACGCACCCGGAGACGUGCGUGUACGCGCUCUCGGACGUGCUGUACGCCUUCUUCACGACGGAGCCGGAGCUGGCGGCGCCGCUGACCGUCGUCAUCUCGCGGCUGCUGCUCAGCGACGACCGGGCCGUCAGCUUCGCCGCCAAGCAGGGCCUGAUUCGCGUGUUCCGACCCAAGCAGCGCCGCCGCCGCGUCUUCAUCCCAUCGCCGCCGCGCUGCUCCACGCCCGGCGCUGCCGCGCCCGCCUCGCUGGAGCGGUCGGCCAGCUCGAGCUCGGCGCGCGGCGCCGGC
Molecule: messenger RNA, 2865 nt
Organism: Pollicipes pollicipes
Lineage: Eukaryota; Metazoa; Arthropoda; Thecostraca; Pollicipedomorpha; Pollicipedidae
Product: E3 ubiquitin-protein ligase UBR4
Exons: 18
Molecular function (GO): protein binding
Source: RefSeq, a predicted model, not a curated record